GGCUGUUGGCUGCGAUGUCGUUUAUGAAUGGUGAAAUGUAAAUGACAAUGCACAUGUUUGCUGUUUCAUCGUGGAAGUAAACAGCAAUUUUCAAGGAACAUUUCCAGGAAGAUGUCGAUCCUGUCAUACAAUGGAGGAGCCAUGGUGGCCAUGAAGGGCAAGGAAUGUGUCGCCAUUGCAGCGGACAAGAGAUUCGGUAUUCAGGCCCAGACAUUAUCUACUGAUUUUGAGAAAAUGUUUCCAAUGGGACCGCGCAUGUACCUCGGUCUCCCGGGACUGGCCACGGACACGCAGACCUGCCACAGCAAGCUGCGAUUCCGCUUGAACUUGUACGAGCUCAAAGAAAACCGACACAUACAUCCCAAAACUUUCGCAGCAAUGGUGUCCAACUUCCUCUACGAAAGACGGUUUGGACCGUACUUCGUGGAGCCGGUGAUAGCGGGGCUGGACCCGGUGGACUUCACGCCCUACGUGUGCAACAUGGACCUGAUUGGCUGCAUCAACGAGCCGGAGGACUUUGUGGUGGGGGGAACGUGCUCGGAGCAGCUGUACGGGAUGUGCGAGGUGCUGUGGGAGCCAGACCUCAGCCCCGACGACCUGUUCGAGAAGAUCUCGCAGGCGCUGGUCAAUGCAUGCGACCGCGACGCCAUCUCGGGCUGGGGUGCCGUCGUGCACAUCAUAGAAAAAGACAAGAUUACAACCAGGCAUCUGAAGACAAGGAUGGACUAACAGCAUUGAAAAGAGUAUUAGGUGGUGCUAACCAAGUGUUUCAUUUUUUAUUCACAAAAAAUUGAGAAUUGUCCUCGUAAGUUUUGAUUGCCACUACACAUUUUUUUUUUUUUCAAAUGUGAAAAUUAAUGUUCAAAUGCCUGUUGGGUAAAACAUCAUUUUUAUUGCAGACAUGUCAAAAUAAAUAUCAACAAAAUUGCUUCAGCUAAAUAGUGCUGCAUGUUAUAUUGCAUUACUUAUUGCUUGCCACAAGUAUAAACAAAUAAUUGCACCAUACUUUUCUUUACAGUUUUUUUAAUUGAAACCCUCAACACAUACGUAAGUAUAAUAUAGUUCUUGGAACAUAUUGGAUUCACCUUACCAAAGCUAUUUAUCAAUAUAUUAAGUAAAACAAAAUAAUAAAACCAUUUUAGGAUGGACACUUCAUCUGCCUAAUAGUGAUUGGUGGAAUCAGUUUUUAAAAAUUAAUGCAUUGAUUCAUAAUAUGAAAUUGAUGCAAUGUUUUUUGAAAGAUAGAAAAAAUAUAUCUACCUUAACCAUGUUUUGCAAAUGUAUAAUGUUGACGUAACUAAAAACGUAACUGCUUGGCUGAAUGUUCAACCACUGUAUCAAGGUUAAAUUGUGCAGGCAUUUUGAAGGUGAAUGUAUUGUCUAUAUUUCAAAUGACACAAAGGUGCAUGCCGCAUAUUGAGUUGACACAUAAAACUGAAGUCAAAGAUGAA
Messenger RNA from Bacillus rossius redtenbacheri, 1451 nucleotides. RefSeq names its product proteasome subunit beta type-3 (gene Prosbeta3). Gene Ontology annotation, cellular component: proteasome core complex, beta-subunit complex; proteasome core complex. The record is from RefSeq and is a predicted model, not a curated record. Lineage: Eukaryota; Metazoa; Arthropoda; Insecta; Phasmatodea; Bacillidae. The coding region runs from base 112 to 729 and encodes 205 amino acids. Gene Ontology annotation, biological process: proteasome-mediated ubiquitin-dependent protein catabolic process. The transcript is spliced from 5 exons.